This is a messenger RNA of Musca domestica (house fly), 430 nucleotides long. RefSeq names its product cuticle protein 16.5. The record is from RefSeq and is a predicted model, not a curated record. The coding region runs from base 49 to 357 and encodes 102 amino acids. The transcript has a single exon. Lineage: Eukaryota; Metazoa; Arthropoda; Insecta; Diptera; Muscidae.
CACAGUUCAAUUUGUUCGCAUCUUUGACAAACAACAACCAAAACAAAAAUGUUCAAAUUCGUCGCAAUUGUCUUGAUGGCCGUCUUCGCCUGUGCCGCUGCCAAACCCGGUGUUGUAGCUCCUUUGGCCUACAGUGCUCCCGUUGUUGCUGCUGCUCCCGUUGCCGCCAGUGCCGUCGUCUCGCAAGAAUUCCAUGGUAACUUUGCUGCUCCCUAUGUGGCUUCUCCCUAUGUAGCUGCUCCCUAUGCUGCACCUUAUGUUGCCUCCCCCUAUGUAGCUGCUCCUUACACCACUUAUGCUGCUGCUGCUCCUUAUGUUGCUGCUCCAUACACCGCCCCCUUGUUGUUGAAGAAGUAAAUUGUUGAGACUGUCACCAGACCCACGAUUUAAAAAUACAUUCCCCCCACACCCCACUUAAUGACAAUGGAUA